CUCUGGGGCAGGAGGGGGUGGCCCUGAACUGGGGCCCGGGCCCGCCUGGCCUCCUGCCGCCUUGCUGGGGACAGGGCCUGUCCCGGGUCUCCACUAUGCCCCAGGCCUCAGAGCACCGACUGGGCCGGGCCCGUGAACAGCCCAUCAGUAUCCAGCCCCGGGUGGGAACCAAGCUGCCCAUCGGCUCCAGGGCCAGGAGCAAGGAGCGCCGAAGCCCAGUGCCUGCGCCUAACCCCAUGCUAAGGCCACUGCCCCCUCGGCCUGGACCCCCUGAGGAAAGGUUCAAGAAACUGGAGCUGGGUCGGGGGAGAAACUCAGCCCCUCGCCCCAGGGGCCCUCUCCGGGCUGAUCACGGAGUGCCUCUGCCUGGCUCACCACCUCCCGCUGUGGCGCUGCCCCUGCCUUCCCGUACUAACCUGGCUCGGUCCAAGUCUGUGAGCAGUGGGGACUUGCGGCCAGUAGGGGCUUUAGGUGGACAUCGAGGCUGCGGGGAGCUUGGGGCUGCGCUGAGCCGCCUAACUCUCCGGCCAGAGCCCCCAGUGCUGAGGCGCAGUACCUCUCUUCGAAGACUCGGUGGCUUCGCUGGUCCCCCUACCCUGAUAACCAUUCGGUCAGAGCCCCCUCCCACCCAUGGCCCCUUUCUCACGUCUGCCAGGCCCCUGGAGUCUGUCCACUCCGAUGACAAAAUGGCUCAUCACACACUUCUCUUGGGGUCUGGCCAUGUUGGGCUCCGGAACCUGGGUAAUACGUGCUUCCUGAAUGCUGUGUUACAGUGUCUCAGCAGUACACGGCCGCUUCGGGACUUUUGUCUUCGAAGAGACUUUCGGCUGGAGGUGCCUAGUGGGGGCCGUGCCCAACAAGAACUUACUGAAGCCUUUGCAGAUGUACUGGGAGCUCUGUGGCACCCUGACUCCUGUGAAGCUGUGAACCCUACACGUUUCCGCACUGUCUUCCAGAAAUAUGUCCCUUCCUUCUCCGGAUACAGCCAGCAGGAUGCCCAGGAGUUCCUGAAGCUCCUCAUGGAGCGGCUACAUCUAGAGAUCAACCGGAGGGGCCGCCGUGCCCCUCCCAUCUUGACUGAUACUCCAGCCCCCUCUCUACCCCGACGAGGGGGGGCCCUGCUUGAAGAGCCUGAGCUGAGGCUUUCCAUAAUGCCCUUACCUUCUGCAAGUGAUGAUGAUCGAGCCAAUCUAAUGUGGAAACGUUACUUGGAUCGAGAGGACAGCAAAAUCGUGGACCUGUUUGUUGGCCAGUUGAAAAGUUGCCUCAAGUGCCAGGCCUGUGGGUAUAGAUCUACAACCUUUGAGGUUUUUUGUGAUCUGUCCCUGCCCAUCCCUAAGAAAGGGUUUGCUGGGGGAAAGGUGUCUCUGAGGGAUUGUUUUAGCCUCUUCACCAAGGAAGAAGAAUUGGAGUCAGAGAAUGCCCCGGUGUGUGACAGAUGUCGGCAGAGAACUCGGAGCACCAAAAAACUAACUGUGCAGAGAUUCCCCCGGAUCCUUGUGCUUCACCUGAAUCGGUUUUCCGCAUCCAGAGGCUCCAUUAAAAAAAGUUCUGUUGGUGUUGACUUCCCCCUGCAGCGACUGAGCCUAGGGGACUUUGCCAGUGAUAAAGCUGGGAGUCCAGUGUACCAGCUAUAUGCCCUUUGCAACCAUUCGGGCAGCGUCCACUAUGGUCACUACACAGCCCUGUGUCGGGGCCAGACUGGUUGGCAUGUCUACAAUGACUCUCGUGUCUCCCCUGUCAGUGAAAACCAGGUGGCCUCCAGUGAGGGCUACGUGCUGUUUUACCAGUUGAUGCAGGAGCCAGCUCGAUGCCUGUGAUAUUCCCUCCAAGUCCCAGGACCUGUGAAGCCCUCUUGAUGCCCAUAAAUCCCAGGCCUCCCAUUUACCUCAGAGACGUCUAUUUUUGUGUCUUUUUAAUCUGGGAGGGGCUGUCUCCCCUGUAUUUUUUUUAUUAAAAACAACCCCAUAACCCCUGGAGGCUUCCCCUUGCCUCCCAGACCCAUGUACAGAGCUGCCCAGCCUCUUGCCCAUGUACAGCCCCCAUUCCCGCUGCAGGCUCACUUUUUGUGAAUAAAUUUAAUAGGAAAAAAGCAAACGUGUCAGUCUAUGGUUAAGCCCUGCAGAACUG
Molecule: messenger RNA, 2130 nt
Organism: Gracilinanus agilis (Agile Gracile Mouse Opossum)
Lineage: Eukaryota; Metazoa; Chordata; Mammalia; Didelphimorphia; Didelphidae
Gene: USP21
Product: ubiquitin specific peptidase 21
Exons: 14
Coding region: 96-1820 (574 amino acids)
Biological process (GO): protein deubiquitination
Cellular component (GO): cytoplasm
Molecular function (GO): cysteine-type deubiquitinase activity
Source: RefSeq, a predicted model, not a curated record